This is a messenger RNA of Leptosia nina, 987 nucleotides long. The record is from the annotation of a GenBank genome assembly. Lineage: Eukaryota; Metazoa; Arthropoda; Insecta; Lepidoptera; Pieridae.
AUGAAGUCAGCAAACGACGUUAAUCCCCAGGAAACUCAAGAACACAUUGAGCUUGAAGCUGAAAAUAUAACUCCAGAAACACAACUCAAUUUAGAAGAAAUGGACAGUGAAAAUAAAAAGGAAAAAACCUACUCCCCUAAUAGACAAGUGAAAUAUGGAUACAUAAAGUAUGUGAGCCUUGCAAUUCUGACUGUUCAGAAUGCUGCAUUAGGUUUAAGCAUGAGAUAUGCACGAACAAGAAAGGUUGAGAUGUUUUCAAGUGCUGCUGCCGUUUUGAUGACAGAAUUUUUAAAGUUAGCGAUAUGUAUUGUGCUGGUAAUUAACGAGUCUGGAAGCAUUCGAAAAGGAACCCAUACAAUGUAUAGCACUGUAUUAAAUAUAAAAGAUACUUUGCGUGUCGGUUUGCCAUCAUUUCUGUAUGUGAUACAAAAUAAUUUGUUGUAUGUUGCUACUUCUAACUUAGAUGCUGCUACAUAUCAGGUUACAUUUCAGUUGAAGUUAUUGACAACUGCUGUUUUUGCAGUAUUAGUUCUAAAGAGAAGGUUAAAAAGAUGGCAAUGGGGCGCUUUAGGGCUACUAGUUAUUGGUGUUGCAUUAGUUCAACUUACGACAACUUCAAAGGGAUCUCAAUCAGCAGACCUUCAAAAUCAAUCGAAAGUUCUUGGUUUUUCUUCUGUCUUAGCAGCUUGUGUUAUUUCCGGUUUUGCUGGAAUUUAUUUCGAAAAAGUAUUGAAAGAAUCUGAUAUUUCUGUCUGGAUGAGGAAUGUUCAAUUGAGUCUAUUGUCACUUCCAAUUGCUCUUAUUACAUAUCUCAUAGACAGUAAAGGGUCAAUGUCUGAAUUGCUAAAAGGCUUUGAUGGUGUUGUAUGGUAUCUAGUUGUAUUACAAGCAGCUGGAGAUUUGGAAAAAUGUUUUAUUCUGAUAACAUUCCCUAAAGACCUUACGUACAAUGAGGGAAAUACAUUACCAGUUCAAGAUUGGUUGUAG